Messenger RNA from Rhizophagus irregularis DAOM 181602=DAOM 197198, 564 nucleotides. RefSeq lists its product as uncharacterized. NCBI's taxonomy places the organism in Eukaryota, Fungi, Glomeromycota, Glomeromycetes, Glomerales, Glomeraceae. The record is from RefSeq and is a predicted model, not a curated record.
AUGAGUAUUGAGGAUUGGGAUAAUAUUUGCAAUAGAAAAUUCGUUAAAAAUUUUAGUUCGCCUGAAGCUCAGAAGCAUUUCUUACAAUUGUCUUAUUUCCGAAGGCAAGGUCAUGAUGAGAAGAAUGCAAUGAAGGGAUUGAAAACUGAGGAAAAUGUACAAUGGGAAAUGGCCUGCCAUAAAGCUGAAGAGAAUCUGGAAAAAUCAGUGGCAGAAGACUUGCGUAAAUCUUAUUCAGCAAAUCAUUGGAAGGCUAUAAGAGAACUCUUUCAAAUAUUAGGCUUUACCAGCAUUGAUGAUAAACGUAUCCUUCCUGGUAAUAUUGUAUCAGAAGCAUUCGUGCAAUCCUGUGAAAGAUUUAUAGAAAUUCGAAAUCAGUUUUUAUCACUCUUUGGCUUUAAGUCUCAUGCUAAGACAACACCAGAUCUUAAUUCAGCUAUAAAGGCAAUCAAUGCAAAAAAUACUGGUUUUGGAGAUAAAGAUGCACCAGAACUUCCACCAUAUAGGCCAAAACCAGAUAACGAUAUUCAGGAACUCUUUGAUUCUAUAGGGCAGGACAAAUAA